Cryptosporidium muris RN66 is the source of this 996-nucleotide messenger RNA. RefSeq lists its product as uncharacterized. Bases 1 to 996 code for a protein of 331 amino acids. Lineage: Eukaryota; Apicomplexa; Conoidasida; Eucoccidiorida; Cryptosporidiidae. The record is from RefSeq and is a predicted model, not a curated record. The transcript has a single exon.
AUGAGUGAACAGAAUCAUAGAUAUGUAAGUUAUCAAGUAUUUGACUAUUCGAAUGUGUAUCCUCAGGGUUAUAUAUGUAAUUUCCCAGUUGAAAUCCCAUAUAUUCAUUGCUAUCCAAACUAUGCAUUAAAUAGCAUGAACAAUGGGUAUAUAUAUGCAAAUAUACCCUUAAAUAAUAAUACCCUUAGUCAAGUUGAGAAUAAUAAUCAUAUAAAAAAUUUUAAAGGAGUUAAUAAGGAUAUUUAUUUGAAGAGAUGGAGGAACACUAAUAUCAAAAGACCUAAAGACAAAAACAAAAACAAACUGAAUUAUUGCAAUGUUUGUGAUAAAGGAUUUAUUAGUCUCGAGAAGUACAAUUCUCAUAUAGAGGAAGAUCAUAUUAUAUGCGAUGAAAAGAAUUGCAAUUACUCGGCGCCGCUGGAAAUUCUUCAGUAUCAUAAGCUUAAACAUAUAAAGAAUGCUAAAGGACAAAGUAUUAUAGACUCGCCUGAAGAGGUAUCUAAAUGGGUAGAAGCUCGUAAGCUCUUAUAUCCAUACUCUAGCCCACGAAACAAUACAGUUAUUGUAUCCACUGAAGGUAAAAUGGUACCUAUUGUACAUUCAAAUGUAGAAAAUAAAAAUAAACUGAAAACUAUGAGUGCUUUAGAAAGGUUACUUAGAUCAAAAAUUGUAAAUCCCAAUAAUGAAAUACUGAAAUUUGAACCAAUUAGAUCAGCAUUUUAUCCUGCAAUUGAGAAAAUUUUGAAACCUCAUGUAAAUGAGAAUAAACUUAAUAGUACAUGUACAAAGUGCAGACCUGCAAAAAACAAGAAGAGGAGUGCAAAGUGCAAAUGUAAAGAUAAGCAUCAAGAUAAAAAAAAACUUUCAAUAAAUGGUGGAUAUAGACAGCCACUGCUGCUCAAACUAUUAGCACCAGAAAUACAGAGAUAUGAAGCUAAAUUAUUAGCUGCCAUAAAUUACAUAGUAGAAGACUUAUAUUCAAAUAGUAAAGUGUAA